UUCAAGGACGAGAAUCAGCUUCCUGCCAAGUCAUGGAUUAGAGCUCAUUAAGAAGCUAAGAGCAAGGUCUACAUACAAUUUAAAAAAGCUUCCUGAUUUAAGCAAAUUUAGAGCUUUGAUUGAAGCAAACUUCACCUAUCCCAGCCAUUGCUGCGCAUUUACAAACUGGAAAAGACAAAACACUGAAUUACAUCCCAUAUGUAGUGUAUCAUCUCAAGACAAGCAAGACCUUGGUGAGCAGCCUGGCAAUAAGAGACACAGACGAUCUGCAGCUGAAGAUGAUCUUUCCAGCUACAGCAUAGGAUCAGACCCAGCAGAGAAUGAAUUUGACUAUGGUUUGUGCAAUAAAGUAGUUAAUGUAGCUUGCUCACCUAAACCUGAUGCUUUCAAUCCAUGUGAAGAUAUCAUGGGCUACAACACUCUGAGAGUCCUGAUAUGGUUUAUCAGCAUUUUAGCUAUCACUGGGAACAUUGUUGUCCUCGUUAUUUUAAUAAGCAGUCAAUACAAACUCACCGUACCUCGCUUCCUAAUGUGCAAUCUUGCAUUUGCAGACCUCUGCACAGGUAUCUACCUGUUGUUUAUUGCAUCUGUAGAUAUCCAGACCAAAAGCCAGUACUACAACUAUGCCAUAGACUGGCAAACUGGGGCAGGAUGCAAUGCUGCAGGAUUUUUUACAGUGUUUGCAAGUGAACUCUCAGUCUACACACUGACUGUGAUAACUCUGGAAAGGUGGCACACCAUCACCUAUGCCAUGCAGCUGCACCGCAAGGUUCGACUUCGUCAUGCUGUGAUUGUAAUGAUUUUUGGCUGGAUGUUUGCUUUCACAGUGGCACUUCUUCCCAUAGUUGGAGUCAGCAGCUACAUGAAGGUCAGCAUCUGUUUGCCCAUGGAUAUAGAAACAUUGUUUUCUCAGGCUUACAUUGUAUUUCUUUUAGUGUUGAACGUGCUUGCAUUUAUGAUUAUAUGUGCCUGCUAUAUCUGCAUCUAUUUUACUGUGAGAAACCCUAAUGUGGUCUCUUCAAACAGCGACACCAAGAUUGCCAAGCGCAUGGCCAUACUGAUCUUCACAGAUUUCCUCUGCAUGGCACCAAUAUCUUUCUUUGCAAUAUCAGCCUCACUCAAGGUUCCUCUCAUCACAGUCUCCAAAUCCAAGAUCCUUCUGGUUUUGUUUUACCCCAUCAAUUCCUGUGCAAACCCUUUCCUCUAUGCCAUUUUCACAAAGACUUUCCGCAGGGAUUUCUUCAUUUUACUGAGCAAGUUUGGUUGCUGUGAAAUGCAAGCCCAGAUUUACAGAACAGAGACAACCUCAUCUGCUCAUAAUUUCCAUACAAGAAAUGGCCAUUGCCCUCCUGCAUCAAAAAGCAGUGAUGGAACUACUUACUCAUUGGUUCCUCUGAAUCACUUGAAAUGCUUGCAUGAAUUCGUGUCUGAGGCAGUGUGAUAAUCAAUCAGUUUCAACUGUGAAUGUGAAUAAUGACUUUAGCAUAGCUUUUAAACUCUUUUUUAAUGAGAACAAGAAUAAUUUAUUUCUAUUUUCCUAGCUUAGCUCAAUGAACAGCCUACCACAUCACCUUCAACAUCUUGAACAAAGAACCAAACUUCAGUAUGUCCCUGAAGUGCUCUUGUAGAAUUGUUUCACAAAAUGAGAUUAUAAACUGGUGUCUCCCACCAUAUAGGCAGAGAACACCCUUAAUUCUAGGAGGAUGUUAGCUGCUCAGUGAGAAUUAAGUGGUGGUUAUAU
Molecule: messenger RNA, 1741 nt
Organism: Nestor notabilis (Kea)
Lineage: Eukaryota; Metazoa; Chordata; Aves; Psittaciformes; Psittacidae
Product: follicle-stimulating hormone receptor
Exons: 2
Coding region: 407-1441 (344 amino acids)
Biological process (GO): follicle-stimulating hormone signaling pathway; male gonad development
Cellular component (GO): membrane
Molecular function (GO): follicle-stimulating hormone receptor activity; G protein-coupled receptor activity
Source: RefSeq, a predicted model, not a curated record